Klebsormidium nitens is the source of this 2273-nucleotide messenger RNA. The record is from the annotation of a GenBank genome assembly. Lineage: Eukaryota; Viridiplantae; Streptophyta; Klebsormidiophyceae; Klebsormidiales; Klebsormidiaceae.
UUGCAAUCUCAUGCUGAGAUUCAGAAGAGGCAGAAUGGCGCCCAAAGCGUGGUGGUGAACCUGAGGUCAGAAGUUCUUUACCUUCUUGCUACAGAUAUUACGAAGUUGAUUGCAGCAAACAGGACUCUGAUUGUGAGAUCAACGCGUCAACAAUGAAGCAAGGGGCGGGCUUUGUUUCUCGGGUUCUCCCUCAAUCUUGUUGCCGCCAGACUGCAUCAACCAGAAUAUAUCUGCUGCUUUCACUUGUGCUACUAAGUCAUUGGAUGCUGGCGGUGGAUGCUAUCUCAGGCAGGCUGCCCGAUGUUGCCCUUAGAGGGGUUGCUCCUGCAGACCUUGCGUUGUACGAGGCAGACCCCCUAUUCUGCCGCGACCACUCCCGUAAGAUCGCCGUCUCGCAGUUGAACGAUGAUUUCUGCGACUGCCCCGAUGGCUCGGACGAGCCAGGCACCUCCGCGUGUCCCGACGGCCGCUUCUACUGCCGCAACAAGGGGUACCACCCUAUCAGUAUCUUCUCAUCGAGGGUCAAUGAUGGAAUUUGCGACUGCUGCGACGGCAGUGAUGAGUGGGCCACCCCUGGGGCCUGCCCCAACACGUGCCUCCAGGCGGGGGCCGCAUACCGCACGCAACUGUCGGCUGAAGCGGCCGCCUAUUCGGAGGGCCACAAGGUGCGGACGAAAUAUGUGGCCAAGGCUCAGGGGCUGCGGCAGCAGUGGGAGUCGCAGCUGGAGAAGGCCAAAGCCGACAAGCUGAAGCAGGAAGCCAAGGAGAAAGAGCUAAAGGCUCGCAAGGAGGCAGUAGAAGCCGCCGAAAAGGCGCAGCGCGAGUGGCGCGAGCAACAGGAGAAGGCGGCCAAGGCGGCCGAACCCGCGGCCCCCGAGCAGCCCCCGGCGCUGGCGCCCGAAGGGGCCCCCGCUCCCCCAGUGGUCCCGCAAGAGGGGGGUCCGGAAGAGGGGCAAUCGGAAGGGGGGGAAGAGGCGGAAGCUGCGUUGGAAGGGACAGAAACUGAGGGAGGGGGCGCGGAGGAAGGAGAAGAGGCAGCCCCAGAAGUCCCCCCCCUGGGCGAGGAAGACGCGGCCGCGCAUGCCGGCCAGCUGUCAGCAGAGGAGCUCGGCCGGCGGGUGGCAAGCCGAUGGACUCACAACGAAGAGGCGGUCGGGGAUGUGCAACUAGAGGCGGAACAAAAGUUGGAUCAAGAAGGGGAGGACUGGGCGGCAGAAGCGCGGGAGGAGGCAGAGCAGUACGGCGAGGUGGGGGGAGAAGAACUGGUGGAGGAAGGGGGGGAAACGGGGGGGGAAACCGGGGGGGAGACGGAAACAGCGGAGGUACCGGCGACGGAGACAGGCUCACUCCUCGCCUCCGUGACCGGUUUCUUCCGGCGGGUGUUGCCUGAGUCCGUCGCCCGUCUAGUUGUCCCGGGGCCUCCCCCGCACGUGCAAGACUCAGAGGUGGAGAGCGUACGUGCGGAGUGGAACGUGGCGCAGUCGAAGCUGACGGAGUUCUCGUCGAAAGUAACUGACCUAGAGACGAAGCUUGGCCGCGACUACGGGCCGGACGACGUGUUUGUGGCGCUCGCGGACGAGUGCUUUGAAGUCCCCGUGAAGCAGUACAAAUACAAGGUUUGCAUGUUUGGCGACGCGACUCAGGAGGAGAAUGGGCAGAGUGUCCGGCUCGGGGGCUGGGCAGGGUGGCUGGACAACUAUAGCGCGUUCCACUUCACAAACGGCCAGCACUGCUGGAACGGGCCGAUGCGGAGCCUCAAGGUGCGCCUCCGGUGCGGCCCUAAGAACGAGCUAAGCAACAUCAAUGAGCCAAGCCGCUGCGAGUACACGGCAGACUUGGCGACCCCCGCGCUCUGCACGGACGAAGCGACGAAGGCUGUCAAGGAAGAGCUUGCCAGUGCCGAGAGGAUAGCAAAAGAACUGAAGGACGAACUGUAAACGGAUGUGCGCGGGAACUUAUUUAGUCACAGAUUAAGCACACUUUUUGGUCAAUGAAACUGGUUUCGUAUGAAGUACAAAUGAUGAUGUGGAUUGCUGUGCUUUGCCUGCGAUCGAGGAUCCCGGCACGGCUGAAGGAGGCCUAUCCUUUGCACCCGCACCUCAGUCCCUACCUUUUGUCGAGGACAUUGGCCCUGAGCGCCGCAUGCGGACUGAUUGGAUCGUGUAUGCAUUGCCUUGGCCUCGUGGGUGACCGUUUGACUCAACUUUGGAGGCGUUGGGUAAUGCUGCAUCGGAAGCAGGCGCCGGUCAACACCAAGAGCACUCUACGACCCG